AAUCGGCGAAGCGGCGGAGGUAGUACUAAGUGAUGGGGACACUGAGGGUGGCCCGGCGGCGAGGCCCCGCAGUGGCGGUGCGUGCGGCGCUGGGCUCCUGGGCUCAGGUCUCUGGCUCCGCCGGUCUGGCCCAGCCGCCAGGGCGCCAGUCGGUCACGGUCUCAUCCCAUGGUCUCCCGCUCGCAGCCCCAGCCUGCAGCUUUGAGGUCCUCCGGGCGGCCCACCCAGCCCGGGUAGGCAGGAUGGCCCUUCCUGGCUCAGCGCCUCCAGGGCUCUUAUCUACGGGAAAAGAGACCGUACGGGAUGCGGCCAGGCCGGGUGCGCUGCCAGUCCACGCACAAGGCGGUCUCCGCGAGAACCUAGUGCAGGAGAGUGAAGGGGACCAGGUCAUGCUGGAUAACGAAAAGAAAACUGAGAAGGAGGAAUGGAAGCUAAAGCAGGAAAUUUCUGAAGAAACAGGAUCAGGACACCCAGUACAAAUACCCCAUGGAUCUAAAUUCUUAGGACCCAGGGAAAGUGAGAACAGCUUGGAGAGGCAACAGGUAAACUCAGCAGAGCCUGGACUGUUACACUCUUCUUUUGAGAAAAAGGGGUUCAGCCAAGUGAGAAUUACCCUUAAGAAAACCCUUAUAGGAGAGGGAAAGCUUGACAUUAAUAAGAAAGUGAGAGUUUGUGAUCUGACCCCAACCGUUACACAUCAGAGAGUUUCAACAGAGGAACGAACCUAUAGGUGCAAGGCAUGUGGCCAGAGCUUCAAACAGAAGUCAGGACUUACUCAGCAUCAGAAAAUCCAUACCGUAAAGAGAAACUAUUAGUGCAACGAAUGCGGAAAGGUCUUCAGCAGGAGCUCUAACUUGGUUAUACGUCAGAGAAUUCACACGGGAAGGAAACCUUGUUUGUGGUGACUGUGGCAAAGACUUUAGCUGAGCUCCAAUCUCAUGCGACGAAUUCAUACCAAGGAGAAUCCCUAUGAAUGUAAUCAGUGUGAAAGAGCUUUCAGGGGAAGCUCAAACCUUAUCCUGCACCAGAGAAUUCAUAGUGGAGGGAAGCCAUAUGUAUGUAAUGAAUGUGGGAAGGCCUUCAAUCAAAGCUCAGAUCUUAUUAUCCAUCACAGCAUUCACAGUGGAGAGAAACCCUAUGAAUGUAGUGACUGUGGGAAAGCAUUCAGUCAGAGCUCCCAUCUUGUUAACCACCAGAGAAUUCAUACUGGGGAGAAACCCUAUGAAUGCAGCGAAUGUGGAAAAGCCCUCCGGCAGAGUUCCCUUCUUAUUCAGCAUCAAAGAGUCCAUAGUGGAGAGAAACCCUACAAAUGCCCCCAAUAUGGGAAAGCCUUCAGUGGGUGCACAGUUUCUCUUAAACAUCAGAGACUUCAUAUUGGAGAAAAACUUGAAUAUGAGAAAGCCUCCAAUUCAGAUUCAGAACUUAAUGGACAGGAGAGAAUUCACAAGGAAAAGAAAUCUUAUGAAUGUAAUGAAUGUGGAAAAACCUUCCUAGGCAGCUCAGAUCUUACUAGAUAUCAAACAAUUCACACUGGAGAAAAACCUUUUGAAUGCAGUGAAUGUGGAAAGGCCUUCAGCAGGAACUCAGUCCUUAUAGAACAUCAGAGAAUCCAUACAGGUGAGAGGCCUUAUAAAUGCAGUGAAUGUGGGAAAGCCUUUGGGGGGAGCUCUCAACUUAUUCAGCAUCAAAGAAUUCACAGUGGAAAGAAACCCUAUGAAUGCAAUGAAUGUUGCAAGACUUUUAAUCAGAGCUCAGUCCUUAUUUGACAUCACAGGAUUCAUAGUGGAGAAAAGCCCUAUGAAUGUAAUGAAUGUGGAAAAGCCUUCAGAUGGAGCUCAAACCUUGUUAGGCAUCAGAAAAUUCGCACCGGAGAGAAAGUUCAUGAAUGUAAUGAGUAUGGAGAAACUUUCAGUCAGAGCUCGGGUCUUAGCAUCAGAGUCACCACACAGAAUCCCAGGAAGACGGUAAUGAUAAAAUGUCUCUCUCUAUAUAUAUUUGUUUUUAAAUACUGUUGUGUCUACCUUUAGCCAUUGUAACUAUAAUACUUGGAAAAUUCUAAGCUUCUUAAGAGCGAUUUUCAUCUGAUUCAGUUUAGAGUGUUCAGCCUCAGGCUGUGUGCAGAUCUGUCCUUCCUAAACACUUGCCACAAAGACCUUGAUGGGGUAAGCCUUUAAUUACAUUUUCACUCCUUACUUUAUCAUCAGAGGUUCCACACCACAGGGAAAUCUUGCAAAUGGAAAAAAUUGCUUGUAAAGCACCUGCAUCGUCACAAAAUUGUGUCCUCAUGUGUCCUCUUCAGCAGCACCAGGAAUCUAAUAACUUUUCCCAUCUUUUUAUCCAUAAUAUGAACUGUGCCAAGGGAAUAUAAGAUAGGUGUGAUAUCCUGAACUCUAGAAUGAAUGGUUCUUCCUGGGACAGAGUCUAAUCCAAAAGUCUGAAAAUGGUCCUGAUGUUUUCUCAUUAGAAUAAAUGUCAAUAUAUAGAGUAGAUUAGGGAGUUUGAGCUUGUUCUUCCAUUCCUAGUAAAAUCAGAUACAGCAGCAGCUAGUUUACUUAGGAAAAGGAAGUGACUAGUAAAUCAUAGGACAGUUACCUUCUUUCAUAUAAGGGUAGAAGUUGUGAUGAAAUCUCUUCUGUAGGAUUUAAAAGUAUAAUGGCACUUUGGAGUCUGACAUACUGAAAUCCAGUUUCUGUCACUUAAUCUAUGUAAUCUUAGGCAAUUUUUUUUUGCUUCUGAGCCUUGGUUUUCUCAUAUGUAAAAUCAAGAUAACGAUACCUCUCUUGGGCUAUUGUGAAGAUUAAAUGAGACAGUUUUGUUAAGCACUUAGCAAAACUCUAGACACAUAGUAUACAACAAAUGAUAGAUGUUUUUAUCAGUAGUUCCUAUGGGCAAUGAUUAUCUAAGGCAUUUUGAAGGAAAGGAGACAACAUAUUCUCCCAGGCUAAAACCUUCUGGAAAAUUACAUGAUUCUGCCUUUCCUGAUCCUACUUGAAGUCAGAAGGGGCUUGGCUUAGUGUAAGUAAAUGGUAAGGAUUGGGGAAAGUGGGGGUGGGAGGUAUUUAUACAAAUUUUCAAGAAUGCUGUAUCUUUUUUUUUCUUUUUUUUUUUUUUUGUGGUAAGAACCCUCAGCAUGAGAUUUACCCUCUUAACAAAUUUUUAAGUGUAUGACACAGUCUUUUAACUAUAGGCACAGUGUUGUACAGCAGACCCCUAGAACUUACUCAUCUUCCAUAACUGAAACUGCACCUGCCGAAUAGCAACUCCCUAUUUCUCCCUCCCCCCGAACCCCUGGCAACCACCAUUCUACUCUUUGCUUCUGUGACUUUGACUAUUUUAGGUACUUCGUAUAAGUGGAAUCAUGCAGUAUUUGUCCUUCUGUAGGAUGCUGUAUCUUGGAAUAAUAAAGUUAG
Kogia breviceps (pygmy sperm whale) is the source of this 3410-nucleotide messenger RNA. NCBI's taxonomy places the organism in Eukaryota, Metazoa, Chordata, Mammalia, Artiodactyla, Physeteridae. The record is from RefSeq and is a predicted model, not a curated record.